Molecule: messenger RNA, 1973 nt
Organism: Pseudopipra pipra
Lineage: Eukaryota; Metazoa; Chordata; Aves; Passeriformes; Pipridae
Gene: GHRHR
Product: growth hormone releasing hormone receptor
Exons: 14
Coding region: 322-1506 (394 amino acids)
Biological process (GO): adenylate cyclase-activating G protein-coupled receptor signaling pathway; positive regulation of cell population proliferation; cell surface receptor signaling pathway
Cellular component (GO): plasma membrane
Molecular function (GO): peptide hormone binding; growth factor binding; G protein-coupled peptide receptor activity
Source: RefSeq, a predicted model, not a curated record
UGACUCUUGCUUUGGAACAUGAACUCUUGUGCUUUAUACCACUGUGCUCUGCACACCCUGAGUCUGGCAGUGCUUGAGAAAUAAUUUAGGACAGUGCAAAUGGGUACAUUUCCUGCCUGGUGAGGUUUUUCUGGGCACAGUUCAUCGAACCAAGAGAAUGUGGUAGAAUUGAUUGUCAGCAAAUGGUUUGGCUGUUUUUUCUACUGACUAAUAAAGCUACUUUGUGCAAUAGCUGUCCCACACCGUGGUUAGGGAGCUUUCCAGCAUAGAUGACCUUCAUUGUCCAGGGUUGCUGGAAAUGUCCACCCAGAAUGUGAUUUUAUGACAGAGCUGAAAAAAAAUGAGGCUGAAUGUCUGGAGGAGCCACAAGAGCCUGGAAAUGCAACAUCAGCAGGUUGCAAGAGAACUUGGGACAAAUUACUGUGCUGGCCAGAGGCAGAUGCUGGAGAGACUCUUGCCUUACCAUGCCCAAACAUCAUCCUUCACUUCAUGAAGGAGCCAGCUGGGAUAGUAAAAAGGAACUGCACAAGGAAAGGCUGGUCUGACCCGUUCCCUCCCUACCACGUCGCCUGUCCAGUAGAAGAUGAGAUUCCCCUUGAAGAACAAUCCUACUUUUCUACUAUAAGGAUCAUCUACACUGUAGGAUACAGCGUGUCCAUCACCUCACUCAUCAUUGCUGUGACAGUUCUUAUUGCAUUCAGGAGGCUUCACUGUCCCAGGAAUUAUAUCCAUGUGCAGCUCUUUUUCACGUUUAUCUUGAAAGCUAUUGCUAUUUUCAUUAAGGAUGCUGUCCUUUUCCAGGAGGAAGGCAUUGAUCACUGCAGCUUCUCUACAACUGAAUGCAAGAUCUCUGUGGUUUUCUGUCACUACUUCAUGAUGACCAACUUCAUGUGGCUGCUGGUGGAGGCUCUUUACCUAAACUGUCUGCUGCUCUCAUCCCUUUCUCAUGGAAGAAGAUAUUUUUGGUGGCUUGUCCUCUUUGGCUGGGGUUUUCCUACACUUUUCACUCUUAUAUGGAUUUUGGCAAAAUUCUACUUCGAAGACACGGCAUGCUGGGAUAUUAAUGAAGGCUCUCCUUACUGGUGGCUAAUCAAAGGACCUAUUAUAAUUUCUGUGGGGGUCAAUUUUGUCCUAUUUGUCAACAUCAUCAGAAUUUUGCUGAAAAAACUAGACCCUAGACAAAUCAACUUCAAUAACUCUUCUCAGUACAGACGUCUCUCAAGGGCAACUCUGCUCCUAAUUCCAUUAUUUGGAACCCAUUAUAUUGUCUUCAACUUCCUCCCAGAAUACACCAGCCUGGGGGUCCGGCUUUACUUGGAGCUCUGCAUUGGAUCUUUCCAGGGCUUUAUUGUUGCAGUUCUCUACUGUUUCCUGAACCAAGAGGUGCAAACAGAAAUCGGCCGGAGGUGGCACGGUAAGAGAUGUGGACUGGUGCCAGUGUGGAGGAGGACGAGAUGGACUGUGCCAUCCAGUUCUGGAGUAAAAAUGACCACUUCUGUGUGCUGAAGAUGCCUCAGGAGCUGGAGUAAUCACACACAUAAAAACCUGAUUAGGGAAACUCCCCCCCACCAAACAACAAAUAAGCCAAAAAACCCAAAAAACAUGCUGAUUGCAGUUCAUGCUGAGUAAAUAGGAGGAAAUUCCACUUCCACAGUUCUGUUCAUGGGGCACAUUUUGCAGGACGAGCAUUGCAGUGAAAGAUUAAACACUGCUUGGCCUUCUAAACACAAAAUAACCCUCUCAUCAAUACACUCUGCAUCACAGCAAGCCUAAAAACCAGCUAUUCUGGUUCACUUCUAUGCUUUUACUGAUAAAUAGAUGGAAUUAAGUGCCCAGGGAAUGGACAUCAGUAGUACCCUUCAGCUCUGGGAACUGGAAUUCAAUCCUCAUGCAAUGGGAGCUGGAGUCUGUUCAGCUUCUUCAAGCUUUGCUCCUUGUUUUGAUUCAGUAAAUAUGGAAAUAAGAAGCCAAAA